AUGAAUGCUUUUGUAACUCGCUUGAGAACUGUUGCAAAAACGUGCCAGUUCGAUACAAGUUUAGAUGAAAUGAUCCGUGACCAAGUCAUUGAAAAGUAUGCUUCGAACGCUCUUCGGCGUCGCCUACUACGAGAACAAGAACUAACAUUGAACAAUUUAUUAUCGAUUGCUCAUUCAUUCGAACUGGCCGAUCGCCAGGCCUUAGAAAUCGAACAAAAGUUUAAAUCAUCCACUCACCUCAAUUCCAUCGAACGAAAUAGAGAUUUUCAACAAGCACGGCGUAAUUCUGCGAAGCGUGAAGACAAUAAUAGGCAAGAAUGUGUUUGUUAUUGUUGUGGAAACGAAGGGCCUAGGGCACCAUGCGAAGGAUGUCCAAUGUCCUACCUUGACAAAACCUGCCGACGUUCUGGCAAGUCCAGUCAUUUUGCUAGGUUCUGUCGCCAAAAGACCAACAAACCGAAGCAAUACAGGAAGAAUGCUCGACAGCUUGAACAGUCUGACGAUGACUCUUCUGAGAACGAAUGUUUAUCAUUUAUUUACUCUCACGGCUCAUAA
This is a messenger RNA of Paramuricea clavata, 555 nucleotides long. The record is from the annotation of a GenBank genome assembly. Lineage: Eukaryota; Metazoa; Cnidaria; Anthozoa; Malacalcyonacea; Plexauridae.